Molecule: messenger RNA, 1583 nt
Organism: Macrobrachium nipponense
Lineage: Eukaryota; Metazoa; Arthropoda; Malacostraca; Decapoda; Palaemonidae
Exons: 3
Coding region: 633-1580 (315 amino acids)
Cellular component (GO): cytoplasm
Molecular function (GO): glycosyltransferase activity
Source: RefSeq, a predicted model, not a curated record
AAGUAUGCAAAUUUUUGCUAUCAAUAAUGAUUUAUUGAAAGUAAACAAUGUUUUGUUACUUAUAUCGAUGGGGAAAGGCCCGUUACCAGGUGCCCCCACCCCCCUGAAAUCCGCCCACGCCUUUGUGAUUGAAUGAUGCCGCGGAAUACCUACUAGUGACGUCCCUGUUGAAGUCACCAACCCGGCCCCCGUUAUUAUGGUGCCGACGAUUUAAGAAAAUUGUUGGUGAAAGUUUAUGAUGCAAUGCGAUCGCCGAUAGGAUCAUUCCAACUGCUAGUCCUGAAGAUACCUAGCCUAAUUACCUAGCCUACUACCUAUUUGGGAUAGGAUAUGCAAGCUAGCAUAGCUAGGCGUCCUCUGUUGGACAUCAACAUGGAAGGCCUGUGACAGAAACUGCUGUAACAUUUUACAUCGCCUCAUCUUCCUAUUGCUUGGUGUGUUGGUUGAUGUUUCCUGAAUCCUUCAGCGAAAAUGAAGUCUGCCAAUUAACAGUCAAACACAUAACCUUGUGGAUAAAUCUAGAGGAAUCGGUACUUAUAAACUUCCUAAUGAACAGUUGAUAUAAGAUGUAGAAAAAUGCAGUUUCUACAUGAGGCAUUUAAUAGUAAGGAAACCAUCAUCAAGCAGAAAUAAUGGUGAGGUUCCAGCUAGUGAGAUUCAUUGCGACAGUGUCUAUUGCUGCUCUUCUAGUCCUUUUCUAUAUGAUUUUGUUUGAUGGCACCACACCGAAACCUGUAAAGCUUGUGAAGAAUCAGGGAUGGAGUUCAAAGUUAAGUGAGUAUCCUGUGAUAGAAGGUUCUGCUGUUGAGUCUCAGUUCAUGGCUCUGAAAGUUAACAAUUGUUCAGGAAGUUUAAUGCAGCAACAUUAUGUUAAGUUAAAUAAUAAGUACUGGCAGGUAGUAGAUGAUGGACAAGUUUAUCUCUACAGUGGAUUUUAUGAUGCUAGGUUUGUCUACCUAAAAGUUGAAUAUCACUAUGUGAGAAUUAUUGGCAUGUCAGUUGGUAAAAUUAGUGGCAGAAAAUAUCACUGCAGUCUCUGGUAUAAACAGUUACCACAUCUUAUCACGAUUGAAGCCGAGGUACAAGAGAUCUGGUUGCAGCAAUGGAACCCCAAUCCAGAGCCUGAUAUGUACCAUGCAUAUUUGUUUACCUGUCCUAUUCCUUUAGAAAUAAAAAACAAAAAUAUUUUCCCUAGUUAUGUUUCACUUUCGAGCAAUGUUUGUAAGAACAUAACCACCAAGUUACCUCUUUUGGGAGAGGAGGUUAAUAUUUUGAAGAAAAGAAAACAAAAAGGCUUUGUGGUAUGUGUGAAGGGGAUGGAUUUUGCAAAAGACCUUUCUUUGAGAUUGGUUGAAUGGUUAGAAUUACUUUUCAUUUUAGGUGCAGAUAAAGUAUAUUUUUACAAGUAUAGGUUACAUGAAAAUAUGGAAAGAGUUCUAGAGUUCUAUGAAAAGCAGAAAAAGAUUCAGGUUGUACCUUUGACCUUACCUGGUGACCAGCCUAACAGUCCUGACCUUAGGAGUUCAUACUUAAAAAGAGCAGUAUGGCAGAAACGGAGAAUGAGUUGUACCGUACAAUGACUG